Messenger RNA from Onychostoma macrolepis, 8321 nucleotides. It is a transcript of the gene glis2b, whose product is annotated as GLIS family zinc finger 2b. The transcript is spliced from 7 exons. Gene Ontology annotation, molecular function: RNA polymerase II cis-regulatory region sequence-specific DNA binding; DNA-binding transcription factor activity, RNA polymerase II-specific. Gene Ontology annotation, biological process: smoothened signaling pathway; regulation of transcription by RNA polymerase II. Bases 2922 to 4397 code for a protein of 491 amino acids. The record is from RefSeq and is a predicted model, not a curated record. Gene Ontology annotation, cellular component: nucleus. Lineage: Eukaryota; Metazoa; Chordata; Actinopteri; Cypriniformes; Cyprinidae.
AACACUAAAAAUAUAUAUUAAUAAUUUUAAAUAUAAUAAAAAAUAAUUUGUUUACUUGCAUGUCAUGUGACCGAUAAGAGUCAACAGAGAACUGUGAACAUAUGAAUAUGUUUUUAAAUUAUUGAAAUAUUAACUUAAACUAAAUAUGAAGUCGAAAGGGGAUCGGCUGACAAAAAAGACUGUGAAUCCCUGGUUUGAACAAUCACCAGUGUGCCUGAUUUACCAUCACUUCAGUUUGUCAGCUAAUUACAUUCUUCUGUCCUGAGUUUCCUUCGUCUUCCUGUUUUCGUUCCAUUGCAAUGUGUUUGGGUUUCGAGAACCGAACAGCGGCCCCGCCUCCCGCUCCUGACCAGCUCCCUGCUCCCAGAAACCAUCCCGUCGACUCCAGCCCGGCACACAGGUGUCCAUCAACAGAGGAAUCCUGGCCAAAUGAGAAAAUCAGCACAGCACUCUAUCACAUGCACCGCCGGGAUCCUAUCACUACUGACGUCCCUCGAGGCCGAGCGGCUGAGAGUCACAUCUCCUAUCAAAUUACGCCUGAUUUCAGCUUAACUGCUUUGUGCACCCAUCCUGGGCUUUUCAGUCCAAGAAAAGGGGUUUUUUGAGCCUCUCAUGUGGCGCUGCCGUAAUAUUUCGGAUCCAGGAAAUGAGUGCAAGUCUGAGACGGCAACUCCCAAAAUUUGAAGUAUACCCACUGCGCCCAGUGUUGGCCCGAACUCAAAGCGCAGCCUGCCUGCUGGAUGUUUUAUGCCUCUUAUAAAAGCGAGAGCCCCUUGAGUGGCUAUAGGCUCGCAUUUGUAACGACAUUCGCUACAGCGAACUGAAAUAUGGCAGAAGGUCACCAGCCAGCGUGCCGAGUUUCCAUGCGCUCGUCAGCUCCUGUAAAUCUGUGGCUGGGAGUCUGUUAACGCUGUGGGAUGGAAGGGAGCGCCAGACCCUCGCUCUACGCCCAGAUGUUUACCACCCCACCCAAAGGACGAAGGGUUGAGGCACGGGUUUGCUUUUCCAGACGGGACAGUCUCAAACAGACCCCAACCAAACGUGGGAACUCUUGAGUUUCCUGACAAUCUCAUUUGUAUUUAAAGGGUUAGUUCACUGAAAAAUGAUUUACUCACCCUCAUGUCCAUCCAAAAUACCAUAUGAUUCUUCUGCAAAACACAAAAUAAUUUGGCAGUUUUCGCCCAUCCAGUGAAAAUCAAUAGUACCUGAAACUUUCAAGCUCCAUAAAGUCUUCUUUUCAAAACACAAUCACUUAGGAUGAAAUUUAGGCCUUUAUUCACUUUUGAAUCAAAUAACUGAUCAAUGCACAUAAACAAAGACUAAACCAAAAUGGCAGCGACUUUAAAUGUCAACUAACAUUAAAUCUCAUUGGUUCUGGCAUGUCACGUGACCAAAAGUCUCACAUGUCAUGACCUUUGGGGUUUGUGUCAUCAUAUUUAGUGCCGUCUUUGUAUGCAUGUGCUGAUCAGUGUUUUGGUUUGAUUUGAAUGUGAAUAAAGGGUUCAGUUAUGAUCUGUUCAUCGUGCAAAGUGACCGUGUCUCUUCAGAAGACUUUCAAUACAGCAGUCGGGCUGAAUUCAUUUCACACUAUCUUCGUAUCCCUUUAGAGCUUCAAAGUCCUGGAGCUGGAUUCACGAAACAUGUUCUUCCUAUUUUGUAACUUAAAAAAAAAAAAGAGGAAUAUUUGUAUCAUCAAAAACAUUUCUUUAGAAUGUUCUUAUCUGUUUUCUUAAGGAAGGCAAACCUAAGAAGAAUUAGAAUUUCUGAAUUUCUUAAAAAUCUCCAAAUUGUCUUAUAUCCUCAAAGGGAAGAUAUUAUGAAUAUGAAGAUUUAAUGAAUUUAGUGGUUUGUCAAAAGACAAAAAUUUAGAAGAAUUUGAAUAAUUAAAUAAUUUCUUAAAGUUAGGAUUGUUCUAAAUCAUUGUAAAUCAUUGUAAAUAAGUUAGAGCUGAUCUUAAAAAUCAUAAAUAACAAAUUGAGGAUUCAUAUUAAAAAUCAUUAUAAAUAACGUAAAGUUAGGGUUGAUCUUAAAAACCAUCGUAAAUAACUUAAAGUUAUGGUUGAUAGCUUUGUUGAUAUUAAAAAUCAUAAAUUACAAAGUACUGUAUUGUUCUUAAAAGUCAUGAUAAAUAGCUUAUUAAAGUUAGGAUUGUUCUUAAAAAUCAUAAAUAAUUUUUUUAAGUUAGGAUUGUUCGUAAAAAUCAUUGUAAAUAAUUUCUUAAACUCAAGAUUGUAGCCUACUUAAAAAUCACUGUAAAUAAUUUCUUAACGUUAGGAUUGAUCGUAAAAAUAAAAAAAUCAAUAUAUAUAUAUUAUGACCCCACUGACUGAUAAUGUUAACAAUGAUCGGUCAUGAUUAUAAGUGAUGUGUCUUUUUUGCUAAAUUCGAAAUUCAUUAACAACAAAUUACUAAUUAGGGGGAAAGAUAACUAAGAUAGGCUAUUAUUAAUAUUUGAGUAACUUAAAUUCAAAUGUAUUUAUUGUUUAACUUCUUUCUUAAAAAGAUUUUGUUUCUGUGAAGGAAACGACUGGCAUUUUCACGCACUCACUGACCUGUUGAUUUGACAUGUCUGCACACGCUGUGUUGUGGCUGUGGAAUACUGUUUGACUGCAUGCACAGGAAUGCUGUGUUUUCUUAGGUAGGAUCCACGUGGAGUCUCAGCAGAGAGUGGAAAAAGUGAGCGUGUGUAGGAUUUAGCCAGGUGCCAAUCCCCCGGCAUUCCUGCGCUGACCCUGUACGCCUCCAGGGGAGGUCUGUCUCAGCACGGCCAGCCGGGCCAGACUCCAGUCCAGGGGCGGAUCUGAGGAACAAUCAGUAGAAAAAUGCACAAACACCACCAUAAACUGACCAUAAUCGCGCUCGCCAUCUACGCUGAGGUCCAUUAGAGUUCACCGGUUGCAGGCUCCGGACCGCAUGCCGUCAUGCUGUCCUUAGACGAGCCACUGGACCUGAAGGUGCCGAGGGGGCGGGUCAGUGGGCGGGACAGAGGUGCCAGGUCUCCGCCCACUCUCACUCCCUCUCCCAUUCACGCCAAGGGGGCGGGGCAACUGCGCAUGGCAGACGACGGGACCGCAGUCAUCGUUCCAGCGUCUCCUGCCUCUCCACACACAGGUGUCCUGCAGGAUAAAUCGGAGACCCCCACACCGCCCGCCGUGGACCUCAGCAUGUCCCCAUCCUCCAGAAAUACCGCCUGCUCUCCGGAUCUCUCCAAUGGAAACGGCUCAGCUCCCAUUUUCCCCGGGGACUCGGCUCAUUUCCGUUACGUGGAGGGAGGGGCGAUGUCUCAAGCGUUCCAGUUCUUCGUGCCCAUUGGAGGAGGAGGAGGGCUUCACCUGCCUUCCUCGAUGUUCAUUCGGCAGCCCAAGGACACACGAGCUUCUCCAGACCUCUCUGCAGAUGAACAGCUGGCCUGUCGCUGGAGGAAGUGCCACCUACUUUUUGACUCCUUGCAAGACCUGGUGGAUCAUGUCAAUGACUUCCAUGUGAAGCCUGAGAAGGAUUCUGGGUACUGUUGCCACUGGGAGGGAUGUGCACGCAAAGGACGGGGAUUCAACGCCAGGUACAAGAUGUUGAUACACAUCCGUACUCACACCAAUGAGAAACCUCACCGCUGUCCCACCUGCAACAAGAGCUUUUCCCGCCUGGAGAACCUGAAGAUUCACAACCGCUCACACACAGGAGAGAAGCCCUACAUCUGUCCCUACGAGGGCUGCAACAAGCGCUACUCCAAUUCCAGUGAUCGGUUCAAACACACGCGCACGCACUAUGUGGACAAGCCCUACUACUGCAAGAUGGUGGGCUGCUUAAAACGCUACACGGACCCCAGCUCCCUGAGGAAGCAUAUCAAGGCUCACGGGCACUUUGUAGCCCAGGAGCAGGGAGGUCCGGGUGGGGUGGGCUCUCUGAUGAAGCCUGUGCAGAUUGCAGGGCCAGGGAAAGAAUCUGAGCUGACUUACGUCAGUGGGGCCCACAUCAUCAUUCCUGGUGCUGCCGCUGCUCUCCUGGGAGGUCACGGUCUGCAAGGUCUCGGAGGCUCCCUCCCCUUGUCCCCCCUCAGUCCCCGCCCCUUGGACUUGAGCACACUGGGCUGCCCAAGCUCCCCUCCAGCUGGGCUUGGGGGGACCUCCAUCCUGUCCUUCAGUGGUUCCCCGCUUGGCCUGGCCAAGUCACCCUUGCUGUCUCAUACCUUCUCAUCUUCCACAUUGGGGUUGCCCAUGGUGCCCAUUUUGGGCUCGGAGCGCAGGGACCAUGGCAAGGGCAAGGCCAGAGGCGAGGAGGGUGAGGACGAGAUCCACGGCGGAGUGCUCAACUUGUCUACGGGGGCAUCUCACGACCCCCUGUCUUGGGUUGUCAUCCCUUCUGGCCCGGUGGUGCUGAAGCCAGCUGUGGUCAACUGAGCGCCACAUUCCAGAGGAACGGCAGGGGAAGGGUGAGGGUGGAACAGGGAUCAGAGGUCAGAGGCAAGCCUAUGGGGGGUUUUCACAAAGCAAAUGCGUUUCUGCUUGCAGGUGAUACCAUCUUCAACUUUUAGCGCUACUUCAGUUCUAAUUUGUACCUUAUGGUCAGACACAGCUACCUGUUUCUUGUGGUAAUAGGGAUGGUAUCUUGAAGCGAAAUUUUCGUAACAAUCUAGAAAGUGGUCAAACACUCACCUCCAUUCCAUUCUCUUUCUUUCUGGCUUAUCUUAUUACCAGGGUUAUCCAGUCUUGCUCCUGGAGAGUUUAGCUCCAACCUGCUCCAACACACCUGCUUGAAAGUUUUGAGUGAUCCUGAAGAGCUUGAUUAACUGUGUUUAAUUAGGGUUGGGGCUAAAGUAGUGGUGGGCAAAUCUGGCCCUCAAAGUCCACUGUCCUGCAGUUUAGUUACAACCCUCACUAAACAGAAACUAAACUAAUCAAAGUCUGUAAGAUCACUAGAUAAAUUACAGCCAGGUGAGUUUGUUGGAGGUAAACUCUGCAGGACAGUGGACCUUGAGGGCCCUCCCCUGGUCUAAACUCUGGUGGCUCUCCCGAAGCAAGAUUGGACCCUAAGUCUUAUACACUUUGUUUUCUGUUUUAUGAGAGCACUGAUCUAAAUGGCAGACUUCAGAAUCUGUGCCCUUGCUUCAAGAGACAAUUGUAUUUAUGCGUAAGAGAAACUUUUGGACGACAGUGUACGCAACACACUAAAGACACAAAUGUAUGCUAUUAUUCUUCAGGAACUGACCUUCAAGCCAUUCCGUGCAUUAUGAAAAGACCUCUGAGCAUAGCGAGCUAGAGAUCUUUGAGGCUACAUCGCAUGGGCUUGGUCAGGUUUGCAAAGGGGUGCUGAGGUCGUAGGUCAGGCGAGAGCAGCUCUUUACUUGCCGUCAAUCAACAUCUGUUGUACCCUUUAGACCAGUGGUGUCCAGUUCUGGCCCUGAUAUGCCACUUUCCUGCAGAGUUCAGCUCCUACAUACAAGUUUCUAGUGAUCCUGAAGACCUUGAUUAGCUGGUACAGGUGUGUUUACUUAGGGCUAGAGCUAAACUUUCCCGGACGGUGGCCCUUUAGAAGCGGGAAUGGACACCACUGCUUCAGACUGUCCCGAGUCCCACCUAGGUCUGCAGGUACCCUCUGCAUCCCUUGCAAGUGAACUUCCUUAGCUCAAUGCUAUUGCAAGCUAUAUGAAAAACCUUGCAUUUGCUGCUAGCUGUGUCACUGCAAUGUAAGCUUUGAAUCUUUGAAUAAAAACAGACAAAGUAUGAAUGACAAUCUGUCCUCUGAGGAGGAGGAAAUAGAAACCUUGACUAGCUCUAUUUUGUUGAAUAAGAAAUUUACAGACACAAGGCUCAGACCGACUGAGUUUUAAGUCAUACAAGGGCACAAACUCACCAAGCUGUCAUGCUAACGCCCCAUAGGACAUGGCACUGUUGUAAAUAGUGCCAUCUUGUGGUCAUCACUUGUACUGCACAUUACUAGCUGAACCAAGGGCCAGAUUUAAUAGUAUUGUCUCGCUUUGCAGUAUACUAGCACGGCAGGGUAAGAGAAAAGACCUUUGGCUGAUGCAUAAUAGUGGAAUGUUAAACUGUUAUCCACAACCCAGUGGACACUUGCAAGCUGACACUUGCAAUACACCAGUUUAAGUGUACUGCAACGAUUAAGGGCCUAGUUUGGUUAAAGUAACUUUGCUUUCACAGUUUGCCCCAUGUUAAAUCACUGUGCUAAAAAUCUAAUCGUAAACCUAGAGAUUAAAGUAUGGACUUAAUAAUAAAGUGUAGAAAGCACUAUUCAGGUGGCCAGAAGAUAGCAUUUUGAUUUAAGACCCUUUCACAUGACUCACAUCAACAUUCUCCAAUGCACUCUAGAGCGAGGUGUCAAGUUUCAGCAUUACUCCUGACGCCACCUUACACAAAUGGAGUUGUAGGCAACGCUCCAAAUACUAAAAAUUUCACAUUUGACCCCAUUUGGCUCUGAUUUUCCCCAGUUGCAUGAUGUCAUUAUGUGGUACAUCAUACAAACUGAAAAUCAAAACUCAAAAGACAGAUUCUGUGCUAGAAUUUUAGGCACAUCAAGUUGUACAACACAACCUUUAAGGCAGAUAUUGUACAUUUUAUGAUGCAAUCUACAACGUCAAAGCGACGUAUGAUUCUUGUGUUGAAAGGUGCACUGAAAUUCUGAAGUGGGUCAUGUGAGAGAGACUUUACACAGUCUUUGUCAUCCUCCAUUGAUGAUAAAAAUGUUGCAAUCAAGAUCUCAUUCAGAUUCAAAUAACGCUCUUGAUUAAGUCUUCUCUCCUGAACUCAGGCACACAACAGCUUCUGUCUUCAGAACAGAGAUGACAUAUUUAGAGCAUCUUUCAGUAAUGUCCAUUACUCAUAGAUUGGGAGAAAAAAAAUUAUAACAAACGAAUAUUAUGUAAAAAAUAAUCGCACUUCCUUAAAGCAUGUACCCUGCCCUCCCCUCCAAACCAUUUUUACACUCAGAGUCUUAUUCCAUAAUUAUUUUUGUUUUAUUGUUUGUGGAAACUAUACAAUUAAUGCUGUUUUGUUUUGUUUUUGGACGUGACAUUUCCUGAUGUUGAAGUUGCUUCGUUUGUGCUAUCACUAUUCUGUGUUCAGCUUUCUCCAGCAGGUGAAUCGCGAGGAAAGAGGGAGAAAUGACUGGAGGAGGUGACGGAUAAGUUUGUGGGAAGGGUUUGAGUAAGAAGCCCUUACAUUUAGCCCAUAAUCAUACCGAGAUUUUUGAAGUUUACAUACUGUAUAAUGUUCUUUAUAAUGGACAUUCAAGCAAUCAACAUGUCCACAAGUCCCCACUGUCCACAUCUUGAUUGUGCGCCAAGUUUCAAAAGUAGGUCACUGACACUUACAUGGCCCCAGAUUAUUUUUAUUUAUUCGGUUUAAGCCAAGAAAAGGUUAACCCUGUGCUUCUGUAAAGCCUUUAAGUAGAGAUAACAUGCAAAUACAUGCAAAUACAUACAGUAAUCAAACACAAUCCUCUCUGGUUUGGAGAGCUUUGACAUCAGCAUGUAUUUAGGAGGCUUUACCGGUAAUGACGUUUAUUAACCCUUGCAUCUUUAAACAAGUUGGACAUAUCUUUGCCCACCUCCUCCUACUCCCUUUUCUCAUGUUGUUGGCUGGAGAAAGCUGAUACUGACACAGACCUGUCAAGGUCUACAUCAAUUUUCAAUAUCAGAUAAGCUGUUUGAACCUUUAACCCUUUGAGCACUCUGAAAACGGCCACACUGUUUUACACAGGAGACUCCAAAGGCCUUUACAAAACAAUGGUGCAUCCCCAAUGACUCUGAAUUUACUGAGAGACUUAAGCAAUAAACUGAAUGGCAGGGAAGAUGUCAGAGCUAGAUAUUUAAAUUUAGAUAUUCACUCCAGCAAAACUCCAAUGAUGCAAGAAACUAUAUGCGGUACAUAAAUUAAGCACCAUUUUAGAAAAAAGCUCACAUUAAAAGUAAAGAUGUUUCUAAAAUUAACUAAUAAUAGGACACUUUCUUGAAGUGCCACAGAGAUGCACAAAGGGUUAACAAAAAGACUAUGGCCUGGAAAGGCCAGUAUCCAUUUUUUCUUCCUUUUUUGCACAUUUUUGAGAUAUUUUAAUAUCAGUAUUUUAAUUUUUUCCAAGUGCCUUUUAUUAUAGUUGAAAUGUAGAUGUAAUACAGUAUAUGAAAAUAAAUAUAUAUAUAAAUAAAUAUAUAUUUUUCCCAGCAUCAUGUUCUGAAGCUGAACAUGCAGAAUUUUAGAGCUGUAAAAGUCUCCAGUUGGUACAACAUAGGUGUGUGCUCCUGUUUUAGAGGAUUUUUAUUACGAUAUUGAUAAGGAUGUCAAUGAAAAUAAAAGAAACAAAUGUUUAAU